AUGGAGUCACCACCGCCGAGGAAUGUUCUCAAGCCGAGAACAGGCGGAACUGCAGAAGCGAGAUCGGGAUCGAGAAUCGAAGACGGGGACUGGCGAAAUAGAGUAUCUGCAAGGGCGGAGAGGAGAAAGAGAGAAAGGGAGGUGACACAGAGUAGGAGGAUUUGGGAUAACUGGAAUGGAGGAGAAGCGAAUGAAGCAGGAAGAAGGCCGAUGAGUGGAGCGGCCGGGCAGACAAGAUUCUGGAAAGGCACCGGAGUGGGACCUCAAACCUGCGACGAGGUUGCGCUUUUACCAAUUCGUCCCGAUAGCAGCGAUAAUAGGUUGGUGUCAAUGCCCAGGCAAGAAGCAGAAGAGAAAAAGUCCCUAAACUUUGCUCAAACGUUGGGCGCGGGUGGAGCACCUCGACCGACGAUAAUAUCUAUUAGUGAUGACUUUGGGCGGAACCCAUUCAAAACCCACUGGUUGCGUUUCCUGGCGAACGGCGGAGGAAUGGAUGCUGCUGCUGCUGUUGGUGAUGGGAGGAGGAUAGACUUUUUCCUUGCUGCGUGUGCUUCACUUGUCAAAGUCGAUAGAUCUGAUUGCAAAAGUGAGUUGCCUGUCUGGGCCCUUGAUUGGGUCCGUGGCAAAACUGCCGCCCUCGGCCAAGACCGCCGCCGAUUGAGGAGGGACUGCAAGAAAUUCCCAAAUAAGUUCGGUGGCGAAACCUCCCGUCAUAUUUCCACUCUGAUCCCGGUUGGGUCCUGGUAUACUAUCCUCGGUUUCGUCAUGUUCAAGUUCCAAUGGACAGGGAAGGGCGUCGGUCCAGGCCCCGACCCAUUGAAUCUGCAAACUCGUCCCAGGGGAGAGUGUUCGUAUAGCCUCCCGGACCGCAUAGACCAGCUCAGCCCACCGCAGUAUCUGCUGCGUUCUGGAUCAUCAUCUCUCCGCAUGCAGAGAGGGAAAAAAGGCAAAAAGAGUGAAGAAGCACCAGCAAUCCUGGGGGCGCGGGCUUGGGGCUUCUGUUUACUUUAUACUGAACACGUUCCAGAGCUACAGAGCGCAUACUCGCGGCCUGGAGCCCUAUCUGCUGCCGAACAGGCAGAAAAGCAGGCAGGCAGGCACAUGCUUGCAACCCUGCUUCGUCUCACAUGCAGAAAUGCCUCUUUCAUGUAA
Messenger RNA from Aspergillus niger, 1152 nucleotides. RefSeq lists its product as hypothetical. The record is from RefSeq and is a predicted model, not a curated record. Lineage: Eukaryota; Fungi; Ascomycota; Eurotiomycetes; Eurotiales; Aspergillaceae. The transcript has 9 exons. The coding region runs from base 1 to 1152 and encodes 383 amino acids.